Messenger RNA from Nicotiana tabacum (common tobacco), 1455 nucleotides. Its product is annotated as NAC domain-containing protein 37-like. Gene Ontology annotation, biological process: regulation of DNA-templated transcription. Gene Ontology annotation, molecular function: DNA binding. The record is from RefSeq and is a predicted model, not a curated record. Lineage: Eukaryota; Viridiplantae; Streptophyta; Magnoliopsida; Solanales; Solanaceae.
UGAUGAUUAUAUCUGAGUUAAUACAUUUGUCACCUCUCCAUUUGUAGAGUUCAUGAUACAUCAUCCCCUUUACUUUUUAACCUUUUCACCGAUCUUACAUAUGUGGGUACUACUUAGGUUAUGAUUUAAAGAUGAUGAAGUAAAGAAGAUGUAGUUGUAAUGAUCUAGUCUUGGCGAUGAAUUUGAUGCAGAGUAAAUAAACAGGAGUUAUGAUGGAUACAAAUGAAUCAUCAUCAUGUGUUCCACCAGGAUUUCGGUUUCAUCCAACGGAUGAAGAGCUUGUGGGAUACUAUCUUAGAAAAAAAAUUGCAGCCCAAAAGAUUGAUCUUGAUGUUAUUAGAGAUAUUGAUCUCUACAGAAUUGAGCCAUGGGAUCUUCAAGAUAAAUGCCGGAUCGGAUAUGAAGAACAGAACGAGUGGUAUUUCUUCAGCCAUAAAGAUAAGAAGUAUCCGACAGGGACGAGAACAAAUAGGGCAACCCUGGCAGGGUUUUGGAAGGCUACUGGAAGAGACAAAGCAGUGUACGAUAAAUCCAAACUCAUAGGGAUGAGGAAAACACUGGUGUUUUAUAGAGGAAGAGCACCCAAUGGCCAGAAAUCUGACUGGAUCAUGCAUGAAUAUCGACUCGAAUCCGAAGAAAAUAGUCCUCCGCAGGAAGAAGGUUGGGUGGUUUGCCGAGCAUUUAAGAAGAGAAACACAGGCCAAGCAAAGAUCAAUAAUGAGGAAGGAUGGGAAUCAAAUUAUUUUUAUGAAGAAUCAAGUGGAGUCAGCUCUAUUGUGGAUCCCCUUGAGUAUAUCCCAAGACAGCCUCCUACUGGAAAUUUCAUGAGCCAGAAUUUACUAUGCAAGCAAGAAAUAGAAGCCAAUAACAAUAGUAGUUUCAACUUUUUACAUUCAGACCAGUUUGUUCAGCUUCCACAGCUAGAAAGCCCUUCUCUGCCACUCAUGAAAAGGCCUAGUUCCAUGUCACUUGUCUCUGAGAAUAACCGCGACGAAGAUGAUCAGCAGAUAACGAAAAGGAGUAAGAUAAAUAAGAAUGUCAAUGAUAGAGUAACGGACUGGAGGGCACUCGACAAGUUUGUUGCUUAUCAGUUGAGCCAUGAUGACGACGGUGUUUCGAGCUAUGAACCUCACAAUGGUUCGGAUUUGGGAAUGCUGUUAUUACAGAGUGGAAGAGAAGAAGGACCUAAGUUGGAUGACUUGCUGAGUUCAACUUCUAACCGUGAUAUUGGCAUUUGCAUAUUUGAUAAAUGAGGAGGAAUUAAGAAGAAAGAGAGGAGGAAGAAAUGUCCAAGGAAUAAUAGCUAGCCGUUGAGAAUAUUAUACAUAUGUAUUAUUGCGUAAACAUAUUGUUUUUGUAAUGAGUGAAAAGAAUCACUUCAUCAUUAUUGAAGUGUGCAGUAUGAUUGUGAAUUUUUUUUUUCAUAAUGGAUGACGGUGAGACUCAAACUCAGGA